AACUUCAAUGCUCGUCUUGUCUCUACUCUCCCACUCCCUCAAUAAAAAAUUUCCACCUUUUGAAUUUCAAUAGCGCUACCAGAAUCUUCAACUUUCAUUCUAUGCGUACAUAGAGAGAGAUAAAUUAUUCGCACCAGGAAGAAACAGAGAUUGCGAGGGGACUGAAAGAUGGGUACUUUAGGCAGAGCUCUAGCGGUUUCUUACCCUGUAAAACCGCUAUGCUUGCAUGUUCUUCACAAUCCACAUCACUCCACUGGUAGAUUUAUAGAUGUUAACCGCAAAUUGAUUUCCAAGUGGCGAUCUAUGGCUUCUGAGCUUGAUGCUUCUUCUCCUUCGUCUUCUUCUUUCGACUCUGACAAAAACGCUGCUGGAUUUUGUAUAAUAGAAGGGCCUGAAACAGUUCAAGACUUUGCUAAAAUGGAACUGCAAGAAAUUCAAGAUAAUAUUCGAAGUCGGCGUAAUAAAAUUUUCUUACAUAUGGAGGAGGUUCGUAGGCUAAGGAUACAGCAGAGAAUAAAGAAUGCUGAACUUGGGAUAUUACAGGAAGAGCAAGAGAAUGAGCUUCCUAAUUUUCCAUCAUUCAUCCCCUUCUUGCCUCCUUUGAGUGCAGCUAAUCUUAGGCUGUAUUAUGCUACUUGUUUUUCUCUUAUUGCUGGGAUUAUCAUUUUUGGCGGCCUUUUGGCACCCGCUUUGGAGCUCAAGCUGGGACUAGGGGGAACAUCAUAUGAAGAUUUUAUCCGCAAUGUGCAUCUCCCCAUGCAAUUGAGUCAGGUUGAUCCUAUAGUGGCAUCAUUCUCCGGAGGAGCAGUUGGGGUGAUCUCAGCCUUGAUGGUAGUUGAGAUAAACAACGUAAAACAACAGGAACAUAAAAGAUGCAAAUAUUGUCUUGGAACUGGGUAUCUUGCUUGUGCUCGUUGCUCAAGCACUGGAGCACUUGUUCUCGUUGAACCUGUUUCAACAGUCAGUAGUGGAGACCAGCCACUUCCAGUACCCAAAACAGAAAGAUGUUCAAAUUGCUCAGGAGCCGGAAAGGUCAUGUGCCCUACAUGCCUUUGCACUGGAAUGGCUAUGGCAAGCGAACACGACCCGCGGAUUGAUCCAUUUGACUAGACGCAUAUUCUCAACUCCCUCGUUUGGAGUGGCAUAGCAGGUUAGCUUGGCCAAUGGAUUGACCCGUUGACAGAUGUGUAUGAUUCCUUUUACUCUGUGUCAGAUUCCUACUGGAUAAAAACUGAACUCCUUGUGCACCAAUGGCUGAAGAAUUUUGUGUGCAUCCGAUGCCAAGAAACUAUAUUGUACAAAUUAUAGGAUGUUUGUUGUUUUUAUUGUCAUGUUAUAAAAACUCAAGAGGAUAUCAUUCACAUUCAGUCCUCACGUACUUACCAUGCACGCAAGCAAGUGUGCAGCCAUUUGGAUGUGGUGAUAGAAACUAAUACAAAGGAGUGUAGGCGGGCGUGCACUGAAAUAUUAUCAAAACUAAGUCUCUCCUUGUUAUGCUAUUGAUUAUAAAUUUGGAACAGCGCAAGACUUGUUUUCUUUUCUUUUUUUAA
Ricinus communis (castor bean) is the source of this 1550-nucleotide messenger RNA. RefSeq names its product protein ORANGE, chloroplastic. The transcript is spliced from 8 exons. NCBI's taxonomy places the organism in Eukaryota, Viridiplantae, Streptophyta, Magnoliopsida, Malpighiales, Euphorbiaceae. The record is from RefSeq and is a predicted model, not a curated record. The coding region runs from base 169 to 1110 and encodes 313 amino acids.